AUGGACCAAAUGUUGGUAUAUGCUAAGUUUAUGAAAGAACUACUCUCUAGAAAACGACAUUUGAGAGAUGAUAAAAAUAUUAUUUUAGAUGAGGAAUGUAUUUCUAUAAUCCAAAGGAAACUUCCACCUAAACUUACCGACCCUAGUAGAUUUACUAUCCCAUGUCUUAUUGGGCCUGUCAAAGUUGACCAAACUCCUUGUGAUUUUGGGGCAAGCACUAACCGAAUCCCAGUCUCAAUGGUGAAGAGGUUGGGAUGUGGAUAUCCAAAGUCUACUCAUAUAACUCUCACCCUAGCUGACAGUUCUAUAACAUAUCCAUAUGGAACUUUGGAGGAUGUAUUAGUUAAAGGGGAUGACCUUGUUUUUCUGGUAGACUUUGUAAUUUUGGACAUGCCUGAAGACACUGAAACCCCUUUAAUUUUGGGAAGACCAUUCCUGGAAAUAGGAAGAUCUUUGAUUUAUGUAGAGUUAGGGGAGUUAGCAUUAAGGUUCAACAGAGAACAAAUGGUUUUCUAUGUGUUCGAAGCCACAAAGCAUCCUCAAUGCUACAAUGUAAGCAAAUUGCUUAAAUCACUUAAAAAGCGGAAACCAACAAAAGAAGAGUUGAAAGUUGGAAAGAGGGUCUGA
Molecule: messenger RNA, 627 nt
Organism: Lathyrus oleraceus (garden pea)
Lineage: Eukaryota; Viridiplantae; Streptophyta; Magnoliopsida; Fabales; Fabaceae
Exons: 1
Coding region: 1-627 (208 amino acids)
Source: RefSeq, a predicted model, not a curated record